AUGGUCUGCCAAACCUGCAAGUUCCGGCGCAACCCGUUUGGCUGUAGGAACUCGGGCCACCCAGGUCAGACCCAGCUCUCCCCCUUUUUUCCUACUUCCUGCGCGCACAUACCCCUCAACUCCCAUGCCCCCAUACCUCCCCUCCCCGACCAUGCAGCCACCUUAGUCAUGCCCCGCCAACCCCUUGGUGGGGCAGGAAGGGCAGCAGGAAGGGCCGCUGGGACGGCAGUUCUUGAGUCGGUGGGGACGGCAGCAAUUGGGGCUGAAGAGGUGGCAGAGGAGAGGGCCGCAUGCAAGAGCGGCACGGCCGGGACAGCACUGGCAGCAGUGGCGGCACAAGCCACUGAAGGGGCGGCAGAGGCCGCAGUAGGGGGGGGGGGGGGGGAGGCCACAGUGGUGGCGGCAGGAGCCGCUGGCGGGGCGGCGAGUGCUGCAGCGGGGCUGCAGAUGCACCACAAAGGGCCCUGGGAGCCGCCACAGAAGCGGCAGGCCCUGAAUCGCACGGGCCGUACAGCAGGGGUGGCACAGGCCACAGCAAGGGCGGCAGAGGCCGCAGUGGACAGUGCUGCAGGCACGGACGGCACGAGCCGGAUAGCGCGGGAAGCUCGGGCAGCAGGAGUGGCACAGGCCACAGCAAGGGCGGCAGAGACCACAGCAGGAGUGGCACAGGCCCCAGCUGGGAUGGCAGGGGCUGCAGAUAGGGCAGCAGAGGCUGUUGGAAGGACACUGCGAGUUGUGUCAGGGGGGGCAGGACCUGUGGCAGAGGGGGCAGCUCCUGGGUUGGUGGGUGUAGUAGUUGCGGAAGAGACUGGGAGAGCUGCAGCACAUCAGGCGGCAGGGGAUAAAGCGGCAGCCGCCGCAGUUCUGCCCCUGCCCUUGUUGAUCGGGUCAUGCUGGUGUGCCGCUGCGGUAGCGGGCCGCAGUGCAGCAGAGGCUGCAGCAGGGGGGGCAGUAGCAGAGAAGGGUGGUGUGGUGGGGAUAGCUGCAGAGGCUACAGCAGUGGUAAGUGCAGCAGGGGGAAGUGCAGCAGGGGGGCGGACAGCAGGAGCUACAAUAGCGGGGGAGGGCGCAGCGGGGGCUGCAGCGGGAGAGGGGAUAGCAGAGGCGGCACAGACAGACGAGGGGGCUGCAUCCGCCGCAGCAGCUGGGGCUGCGGCUGAAGCAAUAGAGGGGACCAUGGCACGGCCAGCAGGGGCGGCAGAUGUCAAGACUAGAACGGGUGAAAAGAUUGACUAA
This is a messenger RNA of Closterium sp. Naga37s-1, 1236 nucleotides long. NCBI's taxonomy places the organism in Eukaryota, Viridiplantae, Streptophyta, Zygnematophyceae, Desmidiales, Closteriaceae. The record is from the annotation of a GenBank genome assembly.